Ilex paraguariensis (yerba mate) is the source of this 723-nucleotide messenger RNA. NCBI's taxonomy places the organism in Eukaryota, Viridiplantae, Streptophyta, Magnoliopsida, Aquifoliales, Aquifoliaceae. The record is from the annotation of a GenBank genome assembly.
AAAAAAAUUAGCUUUAGGGUGGACUUACACAUUUGGGGUGCUUAGAAUUACAUCUAGGAUUUGAAGAAUGUGGCAACCCAAUGACUCUAGCUAUCCAUGACGAAGCUUUCAAGUUCAUUAGAGAAGUAUAAACUCAGUACACAAAAAGAAUAAUAUGAAAAGGCAAACUAGACAAACUUAGAAGAAGAGAAUGAGGAUGAAUGCUGUUCAAAUAUCUGAAUUGUUUUCACCAAUGGCAGCUUCACUCAAACAUUGCAAUGGGCCUUAUAUGUCCUCAUUGUAGCUGCUCAACUAAUUUUUUUUUUUGGCUUGAUUCAGAUGCAAAAUAUUUAACCUUAACAUUGGCUCACCCCAAAGUAAUCAACAAAUCCUCACAACUAAACCCAAGAAAACCAAUCUUUCUACCCAGAUCUUCUCAAGCUUUUGUCGGCUCUUUGUCUUUGUCUCUCCCCUUUUUCUGCAUCCAUGAGCUCCUUAAACUUCAUGGGAAUGGCUUCACGACCAACCUUUUAACCUUGAGCUGAAAAUGCUACUCAAAUACUACUUUUAUCAGCACCAAAAUCAUGUAUGAACUAAAAUAGUCAAACAUAGAAAUACAACCACAUAACUGAACAUGAGCUGAAAUGCAACAAAUACUCAAAUAUCAACAAUCAAGCAAAUACAAGAACAACAGACAAAUUUAAAGCAUCUUGCAAUAAGUAAUAAUAUAAUGUGAACAAUUGC